GAGUGGAACGGAGCGGAACGAAUGUACCAUUCUAUUGUUUGGAAAUUUUAGAACGGAAUAAGACAAAUUAUUCAUUCCGCCCAAAUCGGAGGGGAAGGAAUAUGGUGGUAAGUGAUGGAAUGGAAUGAAAUCCAUACCACUCCUUUCCGCUCCGCUCCAUCCGUUUUUAAAUUAUCCAAACAACGGAAUAUCAUUUUAUUCCGUUCCGCUCCGCUCCAUCCGAUUCCAUCAAUCCAAACAAAGCCUAAAGAAAAGUACUAUACAACUUUCAACCUCAAAAAGAAAAAGAAAACUAUACAACUUAAUUUAAUACAUUCCCUCGCUCUCUCAUCGGCACCCCCUGGCAGUACUCCACAGCACCACCGCAACAACAUCACAAUGAAGGACGAUUUCCAAUCCGACACAUCCUCCGUUCUCCGUCUCAACAUCGGAGGGAAGAAAUUCUCGACGACGAUCGAUACGAUGACACAUCGCGAGCCAGAUUCAAUGCUCGCUGCUAUGUUCAGUGGUCGCCAUACUCUUCCUCAAGAUCCUCACAAGGGAUAUGUGUUUGUUGAUAGGGAUGGUACGCACUUCAGACACAUUCUCAAUUGGUUAAGGGACGGCGUGGUGCCCACUCUUGUGGAAGCUGAAUAUGCAGAGCUGUUGAGGGAAGCUGAGUACUAUCAGCUACUUGGGCUUGUAGAUGGAAUCCAAGAUGUCCUUAAUAAGAGGAAGGAAGAUGACGAGCUCCGAACAGAAUUGACGCGUACUGAUAUCAUCAAGUGUAUACAAUCUGAUAAAGUCAGGUUUCGAGGGGUUAAUCUUUCUGGCAUCGACCUCUCUAAACUGGAUUUAUCAUUUGUGGAUUUCAGCUAUGCUUGUCUUAAAAAUGUCUUCUUUUCAAGAGUAAAUCUUCAAUGUGCAAAGUUUCGGGAUGUUGAUGCCGAGGGCUCCAUCUUUCACAAUGCAAAUUUGCGGGAAUGUGAGUUUACUGGGGCAAAUCUCCGUGGUGCUUUAUUGGCUGGUGCAUGCCUUCAGAGUGCAAAUCUACAAGAUGCUUGUUUAGUAGAUUGUAGCUUCUGUGAAGCCGACCUGCGAUCUGCACAUCUACAGAAUGCUGAUCUUAUUAAUGCCAAUCUGGAGGGAGCUAAUCUGGAAGGAGCUAAUUUAAAGGGAGCAAAGCUGAACCAUGCCAACUUGAAGGGGGCUAACCUUCAACGAGCGUAUAUGCGUCAUGUAGAUCUUAGAGAUGCGGACUUGGAAGGAGCAAAACUUGAUGGUGCCAAUCUGCUUGGAGCAAUAAGAUAAUAUUUGGACCGAAGAGUGAAGAUAUUAAACUUCAGAAAUGGGGAAGUAGCUAAAGAAACUCAAGAUGAGUUGACUUGAGAAGUUGAAAGUUGUCUUAUUUCGAAAGUGCUUACUAUUGCUGCUCAUGAAGUUGUGCAUCGGGUCGUCAAUCGACGUUAUGGUUGUACCUGCUGAUGAUCUUCUCCAACAUGCUGUCAUUGUAAGGAGGAAGCCAUUUAGGCUUUUCUUGUUCAUAUUUGGUAUUUCAUUGUGUGGUUUUUUGUUUUAUGUAUCUAGUGAAAGAAAGUUGCAAUAUUACUGAUACUAUUUAUGAUAUGUGAACCAAUACCAUCUGGUGUAUAGCACUGUUUCUAAUAACAUUUAAGCAUGAUCUGAAUGGUUAAAAACAUGAUAAUUGUGAUAUGUAUGCAUCAGGGUCACCUGAGUGAAAUGAUGUUGGAGAACAUGAUAGGUAGCAUAAAAUAGAUAUUUAUGAAAUAACUGAAGUUUGAGCUCUACAUAAAUAUACAAUUUAAAAUAUAAAAAUAAAAUUGUUGUCUAGAAUUAUGAACAAAAAUGUAUAUUAUGUAAAUUGUAAAAUAGGUAUAUAGAAGUUGAGAUUUUUUUUUUUCUUUGGUUGUGGGGAUGGUCGAAAGAAGUCUGUGUUGUAACGGUUUUUAUAGAUUGUUAUUCUUUGGUUGUCAUUUGACAACAACCGUAGUUGUUUGCAUUUUGUUUUAGAGUUUUCACGUUAUAUAUUAUAUAUGUGUUGUGAUUGUGGUUUUUACUUUCUUUAUGUAUGUUUUUUCAACAUUUGGUUUCACAGUCUAGUUCGACUUGGUGAGGGAGCGUGAGCUGGAUCUCGCGUUGAAUCUUAUUGCUUUGGAUACUGUUACAGGAUGUGGGAGCUCACAAUUGUGGUAGAGGUUCUUAAGUUCAAAUGUGAGAGGUUAAGUCUCACAUCAUUAUGAAUUAUUGUGGUAGAGGUUCUUAAGUUCAAAUGUGAGAGGUUAAGUCUCACAUCAUUAUGAAUGAUGAAAUGCUGAAUUUAUAAGAGAGUAGACCCAUAUACAUGCCUUAAAGUUUGAAUUUAUAAGAGAGUAGACCUAUAUACAUGCCUUAAAGUUUUGGAUUGAGAUGUGGUGGAUUGAGAUGUGGUGUCUCCUUUUUUGUGGUCUUGGAACAAUGGUUUUGUUGUUACUUUUGACUUUUCCAGAAUCUCCGAUAAAUAUUGAUCUCACAUGGAAUAAAGUUGUCUAUGUGGGUGAAAAAUUCGAUAAAUAUUGAUCUCACAUGGAAUAAAGUUGUCUAUGUGGGUGAAAAAUUCGUUAGAUUUGAAGUGGCUUUAAAUAAUUUAUUGGUUGAUAAUAAGAGGUAUUUUAGGAU
Messenger RNA from Vicia villosa (hairy vetch), 2655 nucleotides. Its product is annotated as FH protein interacting protein FIP2-like. NCBI's taxonomy places the organism in Eukaryota, Viridiplantae, Streptophyta, Magnoliopsida, Fabales, Fabaceae. The transcript is spliced from 11 exons. The record is from RefSeq and is a predicted model, not a curated record. Gene Ontology annotation, molecular function: protein binding. The coding region runs from base 115 to 1290 and encodes 391 amino acids. Gene Ontology annotation, biological process: protein homooligomerization.